This is a messenger RNA of Gavia stellata (red-throated loon), 1875 nucleotides long. It is a transcript of the gene SNAPC3, whose product is annotated as small nuclear RNA activating complex polypeptide 3. Gene Ontology annotation, biological process: snRNA transcription by RNA polymerase II; snRNA transcription by RNA polymerase III. Lineage: Eukaryota; Metazoa; Chordata; Aves; Gaviiformes; Gaviidae. The record is from RefSeq and is a predicted model, not a curated record. Gene Ontology annotation, molecular function: RNA polymerase III type 3 promoter sequence-specific DNA binding; RNA polymerase II cis-regulatory region sequence-specific DNA binding; core promoter sequence-specific DNA binding. The transcript has 9 exons. Gene Ontology annotation, cellular component: snRNA-activating protein complex. The coding region runs from base 1 to 1143 and encodes 380 amino acids.
AUGGCGGCGGUGGAGGCGGCGGGGGCUGCGCCCGACUACGAGGCGGCGGAGCUGUACACCCGCGUCUUUCGUGUGGGCGCCCUUGGCCGCUGCUGGCGGCAGCAGCUGGGGCCGCCCGACCUCUCGCUGGCGGCGGAGGCGGCAGCCGCGGCGGACGCGGCCGCAGCGGCGGAGCUGGGCUGCGCGGCGGAGACGGCGGCCGAGCUGCGGGCCGUGUGCAGCAUUGAUAUGUUAAUGUCUUCUGAUAAAGAAAAGGACCCAGAUGUUAUUCCUGAAGAUAGCAGUCUGCUAACUCUUCGAAUUAGAAAGAAGGCAUUAGAGAGGAGAGAAGAAACAAUUAUUGUGGAUCGGGCUUGCAGACAAGAGACUCUUGCUUAUGAGAUGGAGUCACAUGCAAUUGGGAAGAGGCCAGAUAAUCCAACAGAUCUAGUUGAGGAGGGCGAACUACUUUUAACUCUGAACAUCUUCUAUCCUGUCAUAUUUCAGAAGCAUAAAGAUCACAAACCCUAUCAGACAGUCCUCGUACUGGGCAGCCAGAAGCUCACUGAGCUGAGAGACUCUAUUUCCUGUGUCAGUGACCUCCAGAUAGGUGGCGAGUUCAGCAGUCAGCCAGAUCAAGCACCAGAGCACAUCAGCAAGGAUCUCUACAAAUCUGCUUUCUUUUAUUUUGAAGGCAUCUUUUAUAAUGAUAGAAGAUACCCAGAGUGCAAAGAUCUGAGCAGAACAAUUAUUGAGUGGUCAGAAUCUCAUGACAGAGGCUAUGGAAAUCUUCAGUCUGUUAAAAUGGAGGACUACACAUUUAAUGAUUUGUCCCUCAAAAUUGGCUUUCCAUACCUUUUCUGCCACCAAGGGAACUGUGAGCACAUCGUUAUCAUCACAGAUAUAAGGCUCAUUCAUCAUGAUGACUGCCUGGACAGGAACCUCUAUCCCUUGCUAAUCAAGAAACACUGGUUAUGUACCAGAAAAUGUUUUGUGUGCAAAAUGUAUACAGCCAGGUGGGUAACCAACAAAGACAGUCUGGCACCAGAGGAUCCUUGUUUCUUCUGUGAUGUUUGUUUUCGGAUGCUCCAUUAUGAUGCAGAAGGCAAUAAACUGGGGGAGUUUCUUGCGUAUCCUUAUGUUGAUCCUGGGAUUUUCAACUGAAACUGACAUGAGCCAGAAUUAAUUCAAUGAACUACAUUGGUGAAUCUGUGGUUCUGGCUGUUAAAACCACCAAACAGCUUGAGUUUUGAGCAUAUUGCUGGGUUUUGGGUUAGGCUUUUAAUCCUCCCCCCUGAGGUGGAAGGAGCCCUUGGCACUUGGAAGUCUUUCCAGUGUGCUUUCCUGAGUAAGUAAGUAUGAUUUUAAAAAAUAAGUUAGCUUGGAAUUUUUUUUUUUUUUAUUUUUAUUUUAAUCAGUUUAUUUUAUUUUAUUUGUAUCAGUUACAUUUUUUAAUACACUUUGACAACAGUACAGUAGUUUGGAGACUAUGGACUCUAGAAGUAUGGAUGUAUAAAGACAGAAUACCUUGCAAAAGCAGCCGUGAUUUUGAGAAGUUCUGUGCAUCCAAGGCUCUGUUAACCUCAAACGAUGAGAAGAACAUGGUCUUCGGGCAUUGUACCUUGAGAACUCUGGCAGUUGUCAUCUGUGAGAAAGCAGGGAUAGCACUGAAUUUGUGGGGAGGAGAACGCUUUCUGAGAGAGAAGCUCAGAGUGCUUGUUAACUUCUAAGGUCUUUCCUGCAGACGGGGUGCUUGCAUCUGUGAGCUGCUGCUGUCCUUACAUUCUGACUCUGAGGACUUAUUCCUUGAAAAGUAAACUAUAUUUCACCAAUUACUGAAUUGUAACCUGCCUUUCAAAUGACUUUGUUAACUGUUUACAGUGUGUGAGGUUUUAA